UCUAUACAAGCACGUGACACUACCGCUUAUCCGGGACCAGACAGCCAUGGCGACUACAGAAGCUGGUGGACUCAAAUCAGAACAAAGAGACAUAGAAGAAAUCUGCCAGAAGCUGCAGAGGGAUGUCAACUGUCUGACAGACGAGAACAGAAACACAAGACGACGAGCUCUAGAGAAAAUAAAAAGAGAGACGCUGCCAAAUCCGUCACUUUCUUCAACAGUGAUAAGUAGCCUUGCAGAGAUCAUGCUCAAGCCUCUCCUGAAAAUGGUCUCAGACCCAGUUGAGAAGUGUAGAAAUCUCGCCAUUGAGAUAAUCACAGGUCACUGUGAAUUAGUGGACAAGGUCGACUGUUUUCUGCCUUAUAUUCUUCCUGUUGCUGUGAGUCGAGUGGGUGGGGCAGAGAUGGUGGAGCCAUCGGAGGAGGUUCGACUGCAGCUGGUGCAGUUCUUGUCACGUGUUGUGGAGCGUUGUGAUGCAGCCAGUCUACCUCCGUAUCUGUCCGACUUUGUGACGAUCCUGCAGAGGAUGAUUACGGAUCCUUACCCAGAAAUUAAGAAAGUAAGUUGUCAGUUGUGUAUGAUGUUAGCACCGAAAAUACCAGAUCAUUUUCACAUGAAGUCGGAAAGUCUGAUGUCGCCACUCGUGACCACUCUGACACACCAACAUUAUCGAGUGAGAGUGACUUGUCUGAAGGCGAUCGGUGUUGUUGUACAGUACAGCAAUGCUCAGUGUAUUGAUACUAUCCUUUCACAUUUGGCUCAGCGAACGUUUGAUCGUUCGGCGCCUGUUCGAUCGACUCUUGUUGAAAUACUUGGUGGAUGGCUGUUGGAUCAUAGAGACAGGUACUCUUACCAUCACAAGCUACUGCCGUUGUUGUUGAGUGGAAUUACCGAUGAGAUUCCCGAUAUCAGGAAACAGACGAGGGACAUCAUGGAACAGGUUGGCUGUAAGUAUGCAGACGAGAAUAAGGACGACUUGAAAGACAAAUUAGACUGGGACACAUCCGAGUAUGAAAACCGACAGAUUGGAGAAUUCCCACGGCCAAGUAUUGGGUCUCGUGUUAUCGUGUGUCGUUGCUGGUAUAAGGUACUUCCGGCUGUUAUGAAAGACAUGGCAGACUGGACAACAUCGACGAGACUCAAAGCAGUGUCAUUACUAGAGAUUCUAUUAAUUUAUGGCGAAGAGAAUGCUACGCACCACCUCGAGAUGCUUCUCCAUGGUCUAUACAAGUCAUGUCUAGAUGACGACCAGCAUGUCGUUCAGAAGAGUGAGAGGUGUGCCUGGCUUCUUGGAUAUUUUAUCAAACCCGAUGUUUGGUGUCACUUGGUUCUUCCUGCUGUUCUGACAUCGAGCGGAGCGAGCAGCAAAGUGACAGCCAAUGUGGUUGUUUCAUCCAGCACUUGCACCGGAUGUCUAAUAACGUUAGGCGCGUUGCUAGAAGGGAGCAAUUUGGAGGCACUGAAGGAACAUUUAGUGUCGAUUGCUGACGUGCUGGUUAGUCCGGAGAUUCGUUUCUCAGCUCAUGUACCACUUCAGGUGCAGUUGUUGGCCGUGACGACUUCUCUUAUACACGUGGCCAAAGGUUUAUGUGCCGAAAUUAGUUAUCCCAUGUUUCAAGUGCUAGUGAGUGUUACAGCAUUGAGUACGGACGACACUCAAACAAAGGCUUGGAAUGCCCUUGAAGUAUUCUCAAAACAGUUAGGCAUGAACGGGUUGAAUGACAUGUUUGUUUCACAUUCAAAACAAUUGCUUGCUGAACUCAAGACUGGUCAUCAUUGCUGGGUGAUGAAUUCUCCUGAAAGACGCUUGUUUGACUUGCUAGUAAUAAAUGCUGGAUCCGCUGUUUGUUCGCUAUUGGAUGACGUUAUGGAGAUCUUUACCAGCACUCUGGAAGUGGAGAGAGAUGCAGAAAUGAGGCUGAGCUUUUUCUCCUUAUUGUCUCAGUUGCUGAUCAAUUUUGGAAAGACUGAGGAAACGAAUUUGAUAUUUCAACCUCAUGCACUUGCCAUUAUUCGAAGUAUGAUACUACCCAACUGUGUAUGGUCAGGUGGCAGAACAGCUGCAGCAAUUAGAACAGCAGCUAUGUCAUGCUUAUGGGCUCUACUGCAGAACAAAUGGGCUAAUGGCAGUCUUCUGGAAGAGAUCAAGCUGGAGAUGAUGACACAGGUAACAUCUUGUCUGGAUGAUUCUAAUCAGUCUACUCGAUUAGUCUCCUGCAAAGUUUUAAGACUAAUUUUCAUGCUCUUGGAAAGUCGACUAGAUGUUGAUGCCUUACACCAAAUGUAUCCUGACUUACUGAAACGGAUGGAUGAUAACAGUGACAGUAUAAGAAUGGCAACUAUAAAAACACUUUCAUCCUACUUUAGCUGUUUUCCUAAAGAAUAUGACCGUGGGUUGUACAGAGCACACAUGGAGGCAAUCUACAGAGGUAUGCUCAUCCAUCUUGAUGAUCCAUCUGAAGAAAUUCAGGAUGCAAUGCUGGGUGUGUUGAAGGAGGCAGCAGUCAUCAAUCCCACUCUACUGAAAGAGCAACUCGACAACGUCAGACACAAACAUCGAGUUUCAGAGUACUGCGACAAGUUGUCAGACUGCCUACAACAGCUGCUCUAGGUUGUAUAUUUAGUUGGAAAUGUUGACGUAAAUUUUUAGUGCGCGUGUAAGUGAAAGGAAAACGAAGGUGAUAGAA
Molecule: messenger RNA, 2687 nt
Organism: Corticium candelabrum
Lineage: Eukaryota; Metazoa; Porifera; Homoscleromorpha; Homosclerophorida; Plakinidae
Product: dynein axonemal assembly factor 5-like
Exons: 20
Coding region: 47-2611 (854 amino acids)
Biological process (GO): inner dynein arm assembly; outer dynein arm assembly; cilium movement
Cellular component (GO): cytoplasm
Molecular function (GO): dynein intermediate chain binding
Source: RefSeq, a predicted model, not a curated record